AAAGCACCACGCGCAGAGAAACCGGUUAGGAACGCAACGUCAUUCUUCGCACCACCGACUCGACGUAACGCAGCAGAACGAGAGCGGAGUGGAGCGGCGUUGUCCGAGGCAGGUGCUGAAGCUAUUACAGCAGAAAGAUGGCGGACGACCCCAGCGCGGCGGACAGAAACGUGGAGAUAUGGAAAAUCAAGAAGCUGAUCAAAAGUUUGGAAGCUGCCCGCGGCAAUGGCACCAGCAUGAUCUCACUGAUCAUUCCCCCAAAGGACCAGAUUUCCAGAGUAGCCAAGAUGUUGGCGGAUGAGUUUGGCACUGCUUCCAACAUCAAGAGUCGAGUUAACAGACUCUCCGUACUCGGGGCCAUCACCUCUGUACAGCAAAGACUAAAACUCUACAACAAGGUGCCACCAAAUGGUUUAGUUGUGUAUUGUGGCACAAUUGUGACAGAGGAAGGCAAGGAGAAGAAAGUCAAUAUCGACUUUGAGCCUUUUAAACCAAUCAACACCUCUUUGUACCUCUGUGAUAACAAAUUCCACACCGAGGCAUUGACAGCCCUGCUCUCUGAUGAUAGCAAAUUUGGCUUUAUUGUGAUCGACGGUAGCGGGGCACUGUUUGGCACACUGCAGGGCAACACCCGGGAGGUGUUGCACAAGUUCACUGUGGACCUACCCAAGAAACACGGCAGAGGAGGGCAGUCUGCUCUGCGUUUUGCUCGUCUAAGAAUGGAAAAGAGACAUAACUACGUGAGGAAAGUUGCUGAGACUGCUGUCCAGCUCUUUGUGUCUAACGACAAAGUUAAUGUGGCGGGAAUGGUCUUGGCUGGCUCUGCAGAUUUUAAGACUGAACUAAGCCAGUCCGACAUGUUUGACCCUAGGUUACAGGCUAAGGUUUUGAAGCUGGUUGACAUCUCGUAUGGAGGAGAAAACGGUUUCAACCAAGCUAUCGAGCUGUCGGCAGAAGUCCUGUCUAAUGUUAAGUUCAUCCAGGAGAAGAAACUCAUAGGGCGGUACUUUGAUGAGAUCAGUCAGGAUACAGGGAAGUACUGCUUUGGAGUGGAGGACACGCUGAAAGCCCUGGAAAUGGGAGCAGUGGAGAUCCUUAUAGUGUAUGAGAAUUUGGACACUAUGCGUUAUGUUCUACGUGUGCAUGGGGCAGAGAGCAACGGGGCAGAGAAUGAUGAGAAGAUUUUGUACUUGACGCCUGAGCAAGAGAAAGACAAGUCACACUUUACAGACAAGGAGACGGGGCAGGAACACGAGCUGAUUGAGAGCAUGCCACUGCUGGAGUGGUUCGCAAACAACUACAAGAAGUUUGGAGCAACGCUGGAAAUUGUAACAGACAAAAGUCAGGAAGGGUCCCAAUUUGUCAAGGGCUUUGGAGGCAUCGGGGGUAUCUUGCGGUACAGGGUGGAUUUCCAGGGCAUGGAGUACCAAGGAGAGGACGACGAGUUCUUUGAUUUGGAUGACUACUAGGUAGUCUUGGACUGAUAUUGGGAGAAAAAAAAGAAAAGAAUGAAUGAAGAAAUAAGGAAAGAAAAAUGCCACCUCUCUUGCAGCAAGUGAGAGGGGCAACUGUGUUGACCAUAUAUAUGACAGACACACCUUCCGAUUUACCUGUUGCAUACACAAACUUGCAAAAUACAUCUGUACACGACAAAAUGCAUCACAGAGGCUGAAGAGGAGUGAGAGUUUCUUUCAUCCAGAGAGGGAGAAAGCCCUUCCUGAAAUAAAUCCCUGCCUUAGAGUGCUGGUUCCUUCCCCUAGUUGGAUUGGACUUGACUCACUUUGAUUCUUUUUUUUUUUUUUUUUUUUUUGGCUUCAUCUUCCCUCAGUUUUGAACAAACACAACAGCAAGUUCCCAGAUUCCUUCUUGCUCCCUUACAUGGUCUGAUGAUGGACUUUGGACUCGCUCCUCAGAUAUAGAAAAUAUAUAUUUUCCUUUUUUGCCUCCUCAUCCUCCUACUCUCUUUCUCCCUCUCCUCUUUGCUUUCUCUCUCUCUUUUUUUGCAUUUCAUUUUUUUACUGGUAACUGCUGCUGUUGUAUUUUAUGAGAGUGGGGGAUUUUUUUUACCUGGGUUUCUGUAGAGAAAGGGGGACAAAGUAUUAAAUUUGAACUGCUGAAAACCACUUCGACCUCCUUGUGCUCUGGUCUUGAUCCUGUGCCGUGUAUGAAUUGUUUUUGAAGAAGCCACAACCCCUAUUUUAUUUCUUCUGUGUCUGAAUGAAAUGAAAUGUACAUGACAGUUCUGUAUCAGUGAAAUUUAAAAGAUGCAUGCUGAGUGUGUGCACAUUUUGAUCAGUUGCAAGCUGGCUUUAUACAUUCAAACUUGCCUAAAAAGUAACCUCAAAUCUCUUCAACAUA
This is a messenger RNA of Xiphophorus maculatus (southern platyfish), 2358 nucleotides long. It is a transcript of the gene etf1a, whose product is annotated as eukaryotic translation termination factor 1. The record is from RefSeq and is a predicted model, not a curated record. The transcript has 11 exons. Gene Ontology annotation, molecular function: translation release factor activity, codon specific; sequence-specific mRNA binding. Gene Ontology annotation, biological process: cytoplasmic translational termination. NCBI's taxonomy places the organism in Eukaryota, Metazoa, Chordata, Actinopteri, Cyprinodontiformes, Poeciliidae. Gene Ontology annotation, cellular component: cytosol; translation release factor complex. Bases 138 to 1469 code for a protein of 443 amino acids.